CACACUCAAAUACUCUGCUGACAACGCCGUUGGCUGGACCGGGACAAAAGCAUCGUACCGGACAUGAGGAGGUAAGGUCAGAGUGAUCUCUGAUACAGGUCGUUCUCUAGCUAUCUAGCUAUAAAGACCUGCCUCGCAUCUCAAGAGAAAUCAUCUCUCACAAACAACACAAAGUCAUCCAUCUUCAAUCAAGCACAUCUCAUUCCUCCGACCAUGAUCUCCCCCAAGAUUGCUCUCAUUGCUCUUAGCAUUACCACUGCCAAUGCUCUUAUUCAGAGCGCAGAGAACUCUACUUCUCUCAACUGCGCUACUGGAGCUCAUAUCCAAGCACUGGGCUUCACCUUUGAGUACAUGAACGCCAACAACACCGACACAGGCGUCAAUCUUCCGGAGAUGCCCAUCGAGUACGCCGACAACCCUUCCCUUUGCGUGCCCACUUCCCUCUUUGAUAGCUACUUCGAGGCCAUCGAAGCUCAAGCAAAACUCCUGGAUAUUCAAUCCGACAACGGGCUCUCUCUUAUCUCUCGCGCUCCCAAGCCCGAUCAUGUGUUCUUGGACAAACGCGCCCGCAACUGCAGACAGCUCAAAGAAGCCCAGAUCUCUUCGAUCCACAAGUACUCCUGCUCUUCCGCUCCUCACGCGGACAAGUGUAGAUCGUGCGCCAACUGGGCCACUGGCUCUUUUGCGACCUCGAUCGCUGCUUGUGGACUCAAGGAGCAGCCGGCCGAGGCAGUCUCUUGCUGUGCUUCUGCUGCCUUGGCUUUUGGAACUUAUUAUACUCAAGUCUGUCUGGAGAAGUAGUUGAAGGUCGCCUGUCGUCUUCUAUCGCCCCUUGCUUUGAAAUAUUGAAACAAGGCGCGAUGUGUGUAACGGGGGCCGACUGUGGUUGGAAUAGGUGAUGGAGCUUUCAACAUACCAGUAGAUAGCCAGCGAGGGUUCAACACCCUAACAGAAUAUCAAACUUGCUUUCCACUAGAU
This is a messenger RNA of Aureobasidium pullulans EXF-150, 978 nucleotides long. RefSeq lists its product as uncharacterized. The transcript has a single exon. NCBI's taxonomy places the organism in Eukaryota, Fungi, Ascomycota, Dothideomycetes, Dothideales, Saccotheciaceae. The record is from RefSeq and is a predicted model, not a curated record. Bases 214 to 801 code for a protein of 195 amino acids.